GGUUCGAGUACCGCCGCGAAUGCACGUAAGCGACGUUUGUCGUCGCGCUGUCCGCCCCUUUCUCUAUCUCUAUUUCUUUCUCUUUCUCUUUUUCUCCCUCUCUGUUUCUCUCUCGACUUAUUCGUUGCCAUUCAACUUUCCUGUCCCUCUUUCUUACCAACUUUUAUUCUCUAUUUCUCUCUUUUUCUUUGCUUUUCUCUAUUCUUUGGAUAUAUGUAAACGUAAUCGCGUCUUUCAUGUGCUGUCUCGGAUAGCACUGACAACCGAAUGCACUAUAAACGCAUAUAAACGGAAGCGGUCCUCGAACGAGUCCUCGAAGGACCUCGACGUGAGUUGACCUUUCGAGUAUGCGAGUCGAUUUGAGAGAAAAAAAUCCAGCGUAUAUCGAUAUAUAGCGCAGGGUGGGGAAGCAACUGAGAACCGAUAAGAAAACCCGGUGUAAACAAAGGAGAGUGAGGCCAUAUUCGAGAGAAAGGGAGACAGAAAGAGUGGGAGGUGAGAAGGGGAAACACGCGAUCGGAGUAGUAGCUCGACUCCCUCGCGCCAAAAGAGAUUCACUCGUGCGGUAUUAGCCUCUCUUGUUAGGGAAAGUCGUUGCGAAUAACCGAGUAGCGACAUAUUCCUGAUCCCUGGACCGUUGAGAUUUUCCUUCCGCUGAUCUUAAGCACUUUCGGCCGAUCGAUGUCUUGCGCGAUUCGCGACGAUCGAAGAGUUUGAACUUGAUACUAUUGGAUAAGUAUCGAAUCAAAGUGAGCAAAAAGUGAAAAAGACAGUGGCCAGGGGGCGCCGUGGAGUUCCAACUCAACGGGGCGCAAUAUCGGUGUGGGACGGUGAGAAGAGGAGAGCGAAGGACGCCAACGGAAUGCUCGACUUCGAACAACAGGCCAAUCAGGCACAGGCAGAGGCACUGGCCUCGCUGGAUGACGACUGGCACCUGCUCGAGGAUUCUAAAAUGAGAUUGGAGGAGGAUCUGGUGAUCCGCAGGAGCCGACCCACGAUGAUCUCCGCUAAAUAUCGCGCCCGCGAAGAACGUCGCCGUUUGCUUAAGAUUUCCGCCGGCAAGCUGAGGAGGAUCGAGGACCCUGAAGCGAGUUUAUGCCGAUCAGUUCUCAUAAAUAAUGCUGUACGACGAUUGCAGCGUGAAAAUCGGGACGAGAAGACACGGAGUUACGGUACGCUUCCAGUGGUGGCAUCAUACAUGGAUGCCAGCAAGGAAAAUAACAUCGCCGAGAAUCUCAUUGCCGACGUAACGGAUGAGGAAACCUCCUCUAGAAAGAGGUUGGCCGAUGAUUCGAGAAACGACGGACUCAAUUCCAAGCGACAUAGGCACGAUGACUUGGACUUGCAGGAUGACGUAUUCAGUGACUUCUACAUCUUGCCGCCGACGCCACGUUUGCUCUCGCACAUCGAUGAAAUUCAGUCAGAAGCAGUAGCGUCCCAUCAUAACGACAAUCGCCAUCUGGACUUCUCGGAGGACCGCUUGAGCAGCGGCGUGGCAGACGUGCGACCAAACGGCACGAUCAUCAGCACAAGUAGCACCUCUACUAACGGCAAUGGGGUCGAUAGCACGACGAGCUGCCAUUCCAUGCUCUUCCCCGGCGUCGGAGAUCUCGACGACACGAGCGUACAACUCUCGAGACCGGGAACCGAUAUGAUGGAGGUGGCCGACGUAGUCGAUCCCGAUCGACUUUGCGACUUUUCCAGAUUCGCCGACUCGGCAAAGACGCUGGAGGAACGACUGGCUGAGCUGCAGUCUUUGGACGAGCAUUUUGAUCUCACCAAGUUCGAGCGCAACAACAAUCAGAGUUGCGGCCGCGCCUUCCAUGACAUACAAACCUUCCACAGCCUGGUGCCGGGCCUGGAAACUUAGACGAUGGUACUAUAUUUCGAGUCGCGACGGUGUUGCAGGACGCCAAUGGCAACGGUCGUCGAUGUCGACUUUGCGGUACGCAAAGUCGUCUGACGAGAAGAGUCACGCGUGAACUCUGUGUUCGCCUUAUCCUCCUGGCUUAUCUUCGUGCGCUCGUAGAUGAAAAACGCGUGGUUGGACGUGUGCUGACGCGCGUUAAGUACUCUAAAAAAUUUUUCACCGUGGGCAAAUAGAUGGGCUAAAUUGUAUCUUGGAUGACGUGUUAUUUUAACACGUAAUUCAUAUUAGAUCUGCAACAAAAAUUUUUAAAAAACUUGCUAAAAAUUUAGAAAUGUACAAUUUUUACCGCAAUUAAACUACAAGGGACGACAAAAAGUUAAAUUUUAAAAUCGAUCGAAAAUAACAUGUCUGCCGUUCCAGUAUUAAUAAGAUUAAAAAAUGCAAUCGGUGCGAUUACCAAUAUAUCUUCAACGCAACGUCGAAAUUAUUAAGGAAUUAUAAAAAUUUUAUUAAUUCUGUGUUUAAGCUUAAUUUGUUGCAACUUAAAAAAUGCAAAUUAAAUUCAGUUAUUACAUGAAUGAUGUUAAAGUAUAUGAUAGACGAUACCCCGCCAUAAUAUAUGUACAUGCACGGAAUUUCGGUCAUAUCAUGUAUCGCCUGCAAGUCUGACUCAUGCUGGUAAUAAUCUACUUACAGCCCUGACUCAAUGUUGAACGCGCAACCACAUUGUGUUAUUAGAUACCUAAUAACACAGUGAAUACACGCCGCUCUUUAGUUGGCCAUUUUGUUUAGCAAUAAUCUUAGCGAGAACAUUUUCCAUUAAUUCCAUUAAUUGCUUUAUAUACAUAGAAUCAUGAAUGCAUUUUUAAUUUUCAAUAUUUUAUUGAUUUUUAUUGAUUUUUAUAUAUAUACGCCAUGUAAAAAGGUGAGACCAGCAAUUAUGAAAGCUUGUCGAGAAAAAACAAAUUCUGAAAAAAGUAUUAAUAUAGUUAUAUAUGAUAAAUUAUUUUUAUAAAUUCUUGUAUCAUUUGCUAUUUAACAUGUAAUAUUGCAAAAUUCAAAAUCGGUUUUUAUAGUGCGAUUUGACAGUGGCAGGCAUAAUUGCUGGCUUCGCUCUUCAGAUGCUCCGCUUAAUCUAUUUAUGCGACAAUAUCAAAUCUAUUUAAGGUCAAUGACUGAUGAUAGAUAUGAUGGAUUUUAGUUAACUCAAUUUAGCGUAAGGGCACCAGUUCUGGAUUAUCCUAAGGAUAAAAAUUCAUAUUUUUAUUUAGAAAAAAAUAUUAAACAAUUAAUAACAUAAUUAAUAGUUUGUAAUUUAACAAAAAAAAUAUUUUAUUCAAUUUUAGUACUAUUUUAUAUUUUUUAAUUUUAAUUGAAUAAACUAAUGAAAAUUGUCCACAAUUAGAUACUUGGGGGACUAGCUUCAAGGUAUUAAACUUUGAGUGAAUUUUUAAAGCUAUAACUAAACGUCUCACGUUUUGUUACUUAAUAUCAAUAAAAUGUAGCGUUGCUGUUGCUAAUAAACAAGAAACAAUUGACAAUUAAUAAAGCUAACGUAAAUGCUAAAGAAUCUUGCGAUAUGCGUCAUUUGAUGAAAAAAUGCAAUAGUUAUUUAAUAUAAUAAAUUAUUUUUUCUUAGCGAGACUAGUGCUCGCGCGAGCAUGCAAUCAUCCAUAUCUAGUGCCUUUACUUCAAUAAUAAUUAUUUUAAUUCUUUUACUUUAUAGUAUGAGAAUAUCAUCUAAUAUCAUCUUCCUUUCAUAACAAUAGUCUUCUUUCUCAUGAAAUAAUCUCUCUUCUCUCUCCUCUUCCUUUUACUUUAUAAAUACCUAUCUCAAAUUUACUUUUAAACAUUAUUUAUGGAAUUGUUAUAAAUUUAAUUGAAAAUAUGUACUUCUAAUUAGAUUUUUCUGAAUUGUCGAUGGCGCUAAUGAUCUUGUACGCGCAAUCAUGAGUCAAGUGCUAAUGUCCUCGCUGACUCCUUAUCCGCGUCGUCCGCCCAACCUUGCCCGCGGCCUGAACUACGUCGAAGCACCUCGCGCAGUAUCGAAGCGUCAUGGAGAUACGCGUGCCUGCAUAUUAUUCUCCACCGAUACAAACUUUUUUUGGUACCGGCGCAACCUUCGGCAUGACGCAAAGCGCGCGCGUAUGUGCACAUUGUUUGUAUAUACACAGAUAGAUUUUUAAUAACAUGUUAAGGAUAUAGGAUGAAUUAUAUCGAGAGAGAAUAACGCACAUCGAGAUAGAACUAUGAACGUGAAUAAAAAAGCAGCUUAGCGCCAGUAAGAUCUAUAAAGGAACCAAGUUUUCCGGAUAUCUGAAAAAAUAUUAAAAGUUAAAACAUCAAUGUUUCUUGAUUUUCUUAUUGAACGCAAAUGUAUGUUCAUUGUAACUGUCCGCUGCUAUUUUAUUCAAAAACAAUAAAAUGCGCUAUUUUUUAUUUAAAAAUAUGAAAUGCUGCGAACCUGUAUCUUCGUAUCAAAUGGCGUUAAGCGCACUGUCUGCGCGUGAUUUCUUCUUCGCGUUGUGUUCAAGAGCUCUAUAGCGAAUUCUCUCUAACUACCCUAACCGUAUAGAAAACUUGCGUCUUUGUAAGGCAGUUUUCUUUGUGGAAAAAUCUGAAAUUUAGUAUUGUUAUAUUAUUAUAAAUUUCACGGCACUCCUGGAUAUGAAUGACUGUGUUUUUAAACGGUCUGGUUCUAAUGCGGUGCAAUUCAUUCCGGAGCAUAGUUCUCCGUAGGCCGUCUUGUAAGCACGACGAAACACACACGCUAUCGCGUAACGCCACAACGAGCCUUAGCUGUUGUACGUUAUUGCAUUAUUUUUAUUGAUAUUUCUUUAUAUUCGAGGAGUAGACGCCUUAGUAAGCAA
Molecule: messenger RNA, 4740 nt
Organism: Wasmannia auropunctata (little fire ant)
Lineage: Eukaryota; Metazoa; Arthropoda; Insecta; Hymenoptera; Formicidae
Exons: 3
Coding region: 863-1870 (335 amino acids)
Cellular component (GO): nucleus
Molecular function (GO): transcription regulator activity
Source: RefSeq, a predicted model, not a curated record